AACCAUUGUGUACCUUAUUAGGGCUCAGUAGCUCCAACUGUUUUCAGUUUAAGAAGAUGGACGGAAGUUGUUUACAGUUCGAAGAAAACCCAAUUCAAGAUGCUAUUUCCAGAAUUCGCUUCGCCCCAGCAUCCAACAAUCUCCUUAUCUCUUCCUGGGAUACUAAUCUUAGAUUGUACGAUGUGGAUCGAUCUAGGUUAAUUUUUGAUGCUUCCGGGGAAGCUGCGCUGCUAGACUGUUGUUUCCAAGGGGAGUCAGCUGCUUUCAGUGCUGCUUCUGAUUGUUCCAUAACUAGGUACGAUUUGCAUUCAGGAAUGAGAGAAAACUUUGGAAAUCAUGAUGAUUUAGCAACUUGUGUUGAAUAUUCUAAUGAAACAGGUCAAGUUGUGACUGCAGGGUGGGACAAAAAGAUAAAAUGUUGGGAUUCAAGGUCAACAAAGACUCUUACUGCUGUAAAUACUGUUAAUACAGGGGUCAAAUCUAUAUCCCUAUGUGGAUUUGCUUCAAUGGUUGCUGUUGGGGAUUCAGUAAAUAUAUAUGACUUACGCAAAUUCAACAAAUCAUUUAAUAGCAAAUGUGUAGAAAUUCAAAUCGAGUGUGUUCGCCCUUAUCUAGACCAAGGAUUUGCAGCUGGAUCAACUGAUGGACGUGUUGCAUUGAAGUAUUUUAAUCCAUCUGAUCAAAACAACGAUGGAUAUGCUUUUCGAUGUCAUCCAAAGGCAAAGAGAGCAAGGCAUAAUUUUGCAGCUGUGAAUGAUAUUGCAUUUAGCCCAUCGACUUAUGGCGAUUUUGUCACGGGUGAUAAUAAAGGUUAUGUCACAAUAUGGAAUGCUCAAAGUAAAAAGAGAGUUUAUGAGAUGCCAAAAUUUGAAAAUAGUAUCGCCUCUUUAUCAUAUAGCCAUGGAGGACAAUUUCUGGCUGUUGCUUCAAGUUACACUUACAGAGAAGAAAAUGAAUUGGAAAUGCCUCCAAGGAUAUACAUACAUGAAAUGGAUGACAAAUACAUUGCUUCCUUUUCAACCGGAAGUUCAAAAUAGGCCAUUUUUCCUAUUGUGGUGAUGUGGUGAUUGUCCCCACACAUUGUUUUAACCAAUCAUUGUAAACUAAAAUAACUAACAAGUAUUUAUGUUGUUUGUAAUCUUUGUAGUACUUUUUAAAAGUUAGC
Messenger RNA from Lactuca virosa, 1165 nucleotides. The record is from the annotation of a GenBank genome assembly. NCBI's taxonomy places the organism in Eukaryota, Viridiplantae, Streptophyta, Magnoliopsida, Asterales, Asteraceae.